Messenger RNA from Porites evermanni, 2016 nucleotides. The record is from the annotation of a GenBank genome assembly. Lineage: Eukaryota; Metazoa; Cnidaria; Anthozoa; Scleractinia; Poritidae.
AUGUUUUAUCAUUUUGACUCAGAUUUUGAUGAAUGCAGCAACGGAAGUCAUGACUGCCACGAGAAUGCAACAUGUGUAAAUACCGCUGGACACUUUGAAUGCAUAUGUAACCCAGGGUUUACUGGAGAUGGGCGUAUAUGUGCAGGUAAUAUUGCGUUUUUUUUCUCAAUUUUUUGUUGAAGCAAAGCACAUUAUCCAUUGUUCAGGGUAAGAAAUCAAUAUUCCUAUCAUUAACUUGCACCCAGACCGACAAUUGAAAAUACAUCGCAUAAAAAAAUGGUCUCUAUACUAUUUCUUUAGUAUGAAAAAUACAAAAAAGAUAAUGUGAAUCAACCGCAUUUUGUUCAUGAGAUAAAUACAAAAGGCUGUGACGUCUUGGCGUUACUGUAUUCCUAAGUAAGUUCAUGAGAUUUCUGCCCAAAAUAAGGGAGUAAAACAUCCCUACUAUACUACUUUCGCUCUAUCAUUGCACAUAAGCACAUAUCGACGUUCUAGUCCAGCAGUAUGCAGAAUGUUUGUCGCAUGAACCUAGUUUAUUGGCGUAGCUCAAAGUCUUCUGUAGCUUAGUGAAAGAGCAUCUGGACUAGCCAACCUAACGGAGAUGGUUUGGAAAAACGAAAGGCUUGAACAAACGGAGGUUUGCUUGCUACUGGCAGUACUCGGAUUUUUUCUUCCGAGCCGCUAGUGUCAGUGACUGAAAAAAAUCAUCUCUCUCAACCUAAAUAUAUGAUAGUCUUAAUUUGUGCUUACAAAUUGCCAUAUAUCCUAUAUGAACCAGCUGUUUAGGCCAUAAAACACAGUUUCAGCUCUUUACUCGCCAUGGCUUGCGUUUUUCAACUAUGUUGCUUUAUCUAAACGUCGUCCCAUAAACUUUGCUUUGGAAUAUGUAGUAACCGGUUUUCUUAUGUUUCCACUUUUAAUCAAGAUUGUGCCAUCAAUCUGCGCCACUUUCAACAACAUCAAGGUUUGCCUACUAAAGGGGCUCAUGAUGCUCAACAUUUUAGUAUCAAUGGGUGUCUGUUUCUCGCCUUCGCGAACUAUUUCGAUGACGUUGAACGAUGGAGAACAAGCUCUUUUAUCUACAAAAUGAAUCCGUCAACGGAUCAGUUUGUUCUUUACCAGACCAUAGACAUUGUUGGAGCUUUUGACGUUGAGUAUUUCAAUAUUGGUAAUAAACAUUAUUUAGCCAUUGCUAGCCACAAUGAUGGUAUCAUCUAUCGCUUGGAUUCUCGUAUUUUGCAGUGGAACGGUAACCAGUUUGUCCCUUUCCAAAGUAUUGCAACAAACGGGGCAGCAUCAUUUACGUUUUUUAAGGUAAUGGAAGAAUCGUUUCUCGCUGUUUCGAACUUUUAUAACGAUACCUCACACUUUAUCAGCUCAAUUGUGUACAAGUGGAACAUUAACAAGUUUGAAAAAUACCAGGAGAUACAGACUGAGGGGGCAUUAUCAGGUGCAGCAUUUGAAAUACACAACGAAACAUUCUUUGUUUUUGGGAACUUCGUUAAUGCUAAGCAUGGGCACUCCGUCAAUUCUACCGUCUAUAAAUGGUCUGGUGGGUACUUUGCCAAAUUCCAGUCACUGGAGUCGUUUGGAGCAUGGCACGUGGAAUUUUUUAAGAGCAAUGGAGAUACCUUCCUAGCUUUCGCUAAUCAUCACAACGGCACUACUUAUAACCUCGAAUCCUUCAUAUACAAGUGGAAUGGAAGCAUGUUUGCGCUGUUUCAAUCCAUUCCAACGCGUGGAGCCUCUGCGUUGUAUCCAUUUUUUGUGUGUGGCCAAAUGUUCCUUACUGCUGUCAAUUUCUACGACGAAAAUGUUCAGCGGUAUAGUACUACAUCAGAUGUGUACCAGUUCACUGGCGGCCAUUUAAUCAAAUAUCGAGAGAUUCCCACCGAAGCGGCUUUAGCUGUAACAGCAUUUGAAUUUAAAAAUCAAUUUUAUGCUGUUAUUAUUCGUUAUUAUAGCCAAAUUGAUAACAAACACACAAGAAAUAGCAAGUUGUUCAAGUGGAUCUAA